GCGCUUCCUGUUUCGUUGCUCCCCUUCCCCCCUUCGCUUUCUAGACGCGGUAAGCGCGAAGAGGCGCCGGGAGGAUCUCCGCCCUGACGCCGCCGCCGUUGCCAUGAGCUUCCUGCAGCCUCUCGCGGCGCCUACCGAGGGGGUCCGGCUUCGGCAGCCCGACACGGAGGCCGUGCUGGGGGGACGAGGCCUGGGCACCGGGAGCCUCUACAUCGCCGAGAGCCGCCUGUCAUGGAUAGAGACUUCAGGCCUCGGGUUCUCCUUGGACUAUCCCAUCAUAAGCUUGCAUGCCAUCUCCAGGGAUCUGAAUGCCUAUCCGUGGGAGCAUUUGUACGUCAUGGUAAAUGCAAAGUUUGAAGCAGAAGAAUCAAAAGAAGAUGGCAUGGGAGAAAAAGAGGAGGAGGAAGAGGAGGAGGAGGAUGGCAGCAACGAUGAUCUUGAGCCCAUUUCAGAAUUCAGAUUUGUACCCAGUGACAAAUCAGCCUUGGAAGCCAUGUUCUCUGCCAUGUGUGAAUGCCAAGCCCUGCACCCUGAUCCUGAAGACGAAGACUCUGACAACGAUUACGAGGGUGAGGAAUACGACGUGGAAGCCCACGAAAUUGGCCAAGGUGACAUCCCAUCCUUCUACACUUAUGAAGAAGGUCUGUCGCGUUUAACUGCUGAGGGCCAGGCUACCCUGGAGAGGCUGGAGGGCAUGUUGGCACAAUCUAUAAGCACUCAGUACCACAUGGCUGGGGUACGGACAGAAGAUUCCAUCAGAGACUUCGAAGAUGGAAUGGAGGUGGAUGCAUCCCCAGCAGUUGCUGGGCAGUUUGAAGACGCAGAUGUUGAUCACUGAGGAGGGUGUGGGCUGCUGUAAGAUUCUUCUCUCAGCAUUUUCAGAACAGGCUCUCCAAGCUUGAAGAUGUUAUAUCAGGAAUUGCCCUUUCGGUAUUAUUGACCUAAAUAUGGGUAUUUAGGUCUGUAAAUGCUUUUAUAGAUGUGCUGAUAUAAAACAGGAUUUGACACUGUGGGGCUGGCUUUUUAAAAAAACAUAAGAACUUGAGAAAAGUAUAAUACCUUGGGUUUGAAAGGAGGGAUUAAUCAUGGGUUAUUACUGGAAAGCCUUUACAGAAAUGAUAGAGAUUAAAGAAUAAAGUUGUACUUAGAACAGAAUUCUAGAUUGUCCUAGAAUUUCCCCCAUAUUUUUGUGCCUGUUUAUCCACAGCUGACAAUGUCUGACAUGAGCGUUAACUUUGGUUUAGCUAAAGAGGCAAGAGGUGCGGUGGGGCCGCAGAGAUAAACAAAUUGUAAAAACCCUUCAAGGGAUUGGCUCAUUCCAUUGCAUGCUCUUGCUUUCUCAUGGUUUUAGUGGCCCGGUUUGGCGUCAGGAUGGCAUCUGUACUGCCCCCAGAUGGUAAACUUCUUACGUUUUUGUUAUAAAUAAAAUGGUUCAAUAAAUAUAAUUUUUGUAUCUUA
Messenger RNA from Podarcis raffonei (Aeolian wall lizard), 1458 nucleotides. It is a transcript of the gene CLNS1A, whose product is annotated as chloride nucleotide-sensitive channel 1A. Bases 104 to 838 code for a protein of 244 amino acids. The record is from RefSeq and is a predicted model, not a curated record. Lineage: Eukaryota; Metazoa; Chordata; Lepidosauria; Squamata; Lacertidae. Gene Ontology annotation, biological process: chloride transport; cell volume homeostasis; mRNA cis splicing, via spliceosome. Gene Ontology annotation, cellular component: plasma membrane; methylosome; pICln-Sm protein complex. The transcript is spliced from 7 exons.